UUUCCUUCCUCCUGCCGAUAGAUUCUAUUCGCUACACUUUCAAGCACGAUCACCGUCUAUUGUACUUACUUACUUACUUACUUACUUACUUACUAUCAACGAUUUAAAAUUGUAAAGAUGGAUGUAAAAUUUCAAAAUGGCGCCACGUAGGAAAAGCAUCAAAGCGUUACGAGGAUCGUUAAAUAAUAUUUUAGACAAGGAAAAUGAUUAUUUACGUUCUUUAAGUGAUUAUCAGACACGUGUUCGAAGGCGAGAAAGUAUUAGAAACUGCAAAAAUAUACCGGAAUAUGAUUUACAACGAAAAAUUGAAUUGGAAGUUAAAAUAAAAGAAGGCUCUUUAAGGUUAUUGGCUGCUGCGCAGCAUCCCGGUCAAAGUUUAGAAGCGGCACGUGCUUUGUUCACUUCGAAUGAAAGAAUGUCUACCUACAUGACUGAACUAAAACAUCGUGGAGAAAACGCAUCAUUGAAAACCAACAUUUCCGACGGGAACAACGGGAAACUGUUCAUUUCGGAUCUUAGAUUUCCGCUGAUGUGGAGAGAUUCCGAUCAUUUCAAAAAUCGUGGCGAUCAUAGAAGAUUCGCUGUUUUCUGUUUAGCUCGUGUCGGUGCCGAAAUUCAAGAUACCAGUUUGCUUUAUCCGGUUGAUAGAGAACAAACGGACAUAAGCUUUCCUGACGUCUUAUUAUUUAAUAACGUAUCAGCCGAGUUCCAGUUGACCCUGGAAAUUUAUAGUCAUAUGCUGCAAGAAGACCUAAGUAUCGCCAGUACUCGAAGAAAAAUCAAAAGGACUAUUCAUUCCUCGAUAUCAAAGACUGUAGGCAGAAAGUUCGUGGCAUCUCUACGCGAUGAAAACGAUUCUAGCAAAACACCGCAAUUCGAUUUACCGGCUUAUGCAAACAUGACCCUCGACGAUACUGACGGGAAUGUACGUUCACACGAUUUAACGUUGAACAAUAAAGUUGGAAAUAAAGCUCAUACAUUGCCACUUUUCGGACACUUUUGUUGUCGUUUAGCCAUUCAGCCGAAUUUUAUUGAUAAAGAAACUUUGGAUGGGUUCGUAAUUGUAAAUAAUCGACGUUAUUGGGCACGAUUACGAGGAUUUCAAAUCGAAAGUUGGAAAUCAAAGAAGUUGGUGGAAAAGUUGGAAAAACCUACUUGUACAAUCUCUGUGAACAGGGAAACUCUUGUACGACGAUCGAAAUCGGUAAACAAUCAGUUACGGAUAAUUAAUAACACGGACAAUAUCGAGAAACGUGACGUUAUGGAAUUCGAUUCAAACGAAGAUCUGCAACGAUGGUUCGAUCAAUUGACGAUGCGUAUAGGGGAGCACUCAAGGUGGAAACAUGCCGCGAUAAACCUUCAACGAACUCCGUGCUCAGACAGUUUAACCAAACAUAUAAAUGUAAGAAAUUGUUUUACCGAUAACAAACGACAAGGAUCCAUCUAUGAUGAUACGCCGGUAAUAAGUAAUAUUUUUCAAGAAACCGCAAGGGAUUUUUAAAUAAACGUGAUAUUUUAAUAAU
Molecule: messenger RNA, 1523 nt
Organism: Osmia bicornis bicornis
Lineage: Eukaryota; Metazoa; Arthropoda; Insecta; Hymenoptera; Megachilidae
Product: rhotekin-2-like
Exons: 7
Coding region: 137-1501 (454 amino acids)
Biological process (GO): septin ring organization; mitotic cytokinesis; actomyosin contractile ring assembly
Cellular component (GO): actomyosin contractile ring
Source: RefSeq, a predicted model, not a curated record